Cuscuta europaea is the source of this 950-nucleotide messenger RNA. The record is from the annotation of a GenBank genome assembly. NCBI's taxonomy places the organism in Eukaryota, Viridiplantae, Streptophyta, Magnoliopsida, Solanales, Convolvulaceae.
GAUAGAAGAGGACAGAGGUAGUACUACCAGACCACCAUGUAUUGGCCAUAGCCUGCCGCCCCUCUGCUUUCUCAUCAGCAGACCACCAUGGCCAUAGCCCUCUCCUCGUCAGCUCAUCCACCCCGCUAUCCUUCCUUCUCUCCUUCCAGACCCCAUCUCUCCCACAAACCUCCCCUCUUUACCGCAACCACCAAGAAACUUAAGAAGCUUCUAAGCCAUGCUGCGGCUGAGAAUGGGUCUGCCGUUGAUCAAGAAAGGAUAGUUGCGGCGGAGAAGGAUUUGAACUACCAUGGGACUGCAGUGCCGCCGGAAUUGGUCUUGAGUAAGAAGUUCCAUGAUCCGAGAUGGAUCGGAGGAACUUGGGAUUUAGGGCAGUUUCAGACUGAUAGGAAGACCGAUUGGGAUGCUGUGAUUGACGCCGAGGUUAAGAGGAGGAAGUGGUUAGAAGAUAACCCAGAGCCAUCAAGUAAUGAAAGCCCUGUACUUUUUGACACUUCUUUUAUUCCUUGGUGGGUAUGGAUGAAGAGGUUCCACCUUCCUGAAGCUGAACUCCUUAAUGGCCGGGCUGCAAUGAUUGGUUUCUUCAUGGCCUAUCUGGUGGAUGGUUUGACUGGUGUUGGCCUAGUUGAUCAAAUGAGCAAUUUCUUCUGCAAAACACUAUUAUUUGUAGCUGUAGGAGGGGUUCUUCUGAUCAGGAAGAAUGAGGACAUAGAGACGCUCAAGAAGCUGGUGGAGGAGACCACUUUCUAUGACAAGCAGUGGCAAGCAAGUUGGCUGCAAGAUGAGACUCCCAAGGAUUCUUGAAAACAGUUUCUACUUCUUCCUUUUGCAUGAACCCCUUGUACUAUGGUGUUCCACUAUGUCAGUGAAGAGUAGUGCAACAUAACAAUUCAUGUGUACACACUCCUCGUAAUGUUAAUGUUAAUUAAUGGAGAAGUAGAUUCCUUGUA